This is a messenger RNA of Ascochyta rabiei, 747 nucleotides long. RefSeq lists its product as uncharacterized. The record is from RefSeq and is a predicted model, not a curated record. Gene Ontology annotation, molecular function: heme binding; iron ion binding; oxidoreductase activity, acting on paired donors, with incorporation or reduction of molecular oxygen. The coding region runs from base 1 to 747 and encodes 248 amino acids. NCBI's taxonomy places the organism in Eukaryota, Fungi, Ascomycota, Dothideomycetes, Pleosporales, Didymellaceae. The transcript has a single exon.
AUGUCCCUGCCCGAUACUCGCUACCAGACGCCCAUGUCAGCCACAGAUCCAAAGGAGCAAGCGCGAAGGAUGAAGAACCUUGCUGCCGGCUUCGCACUCUCGCACGUCGUAGCGUCUGAGCCGUACGUGGAUGAAUGCAUUCGUCUCCUCAAGAAACGUAUUCUCAGCUUUGCCAAACCUGGAGCACCUGUGCAUCUCGACCAAUGGUUCAACUACAUGGCUUUUGACGUGAUUGCCGAGAUCCACUUCUCGCGGCAGUUCGGUUUCUUGGAGACAGGCAAGGAUCUAGGUGGAUCUAUCGCUAAUUCAAGACUGCUCGUACCGUAUGUCACCAUGGUUGGCUUCUUUCGAACUCUCCAUCGACCGACUGUGGGCAAUCCCUUGAUUACUGACUGGAACCCCAUGCUCACUCAGCACAUCUUGGACACAACCUUGUCAGCCAUCAAGGCUCGACAGAAGAACCCGGACGUGCGUGAGGAUGUGCUGUUACUCUGGCUGAAGCAGCAUGAGCGAUAUCCAGAAAAACUGUCCGAGAAGGAACUCCAUGGUUGCGUUAACAUGUCUGUUGGUGAUGCAUCAGACACUGUUAGCGCGAGUCUACAAUCGUUCUUCUACCUCUUGAUACAAAACCCUCAGCAUCUUGCAGUUGCCAAACAAGAGAUAGCAGAUGCGAACUUGACCAGCGAAAUCGUCUCCGAUGCGGAUGCCUCUCGGCUUCCAUUUCUGCAAGCCUGUGAAAGUUCUUGA